UUAAGAUUUCCAUCUCGUCUUACAGAAUAGCAAUACGACUUCUGGCUUGUGUCAAAAUAAUGCGACCUUCUAACGUCCGAUAGGCCCGAUCUCAGGCUUUCAGGCUUCUCAUCGGUCAGGGGCAGAUGACCCAUUGGCUGAUCAGGUUGCGGACCGUGGUUAUCUCUCUGUGCACUGAGACUCGACGCUGUUGCACACCACUUGCAUCAACACUUUCGGUUCUGUAUACUUUGAGGCUUGGAAACGGGAAACUGAAUAGUCAAAUUAACAGCUUCAACGAUGGCUAUGAAGAUCCCCUUGAAAGAAGCAUUUGCUGCUGGUAAAACUGCAUUUGGUGCGUGGGGAACGAUUCCAGGUGCAGGUGCUGCGAGGACUGUUGCGAGUACACCUGGGCUUAGUUGGGUUGCUGUCGAUGCUGAACAUGGUCAAAUUAACGAUACGCAUCUGUACACACACACAACUACGAUCUCCGCUGCGGGUCGUUCUCCUAUCGUGCGCGUACCCGACUCAAGCGCGUGGUGGGCUAAACGCGCGCUGGAUGCAGGAGCACACGGGUUAAUGGUUCCUCUUCUCAAGAAUGCGCAAGAUGCGAAGGAUAUUGUGAGAAACUGUAAAUAUCCACCUAUAGGCGAGAGGGGAUUCGGACCAAUGUAUACACACCAUGCGUUUGGCGAGACUUGCACUACUGAAGAAUAUAAAGCAGGUGCUGGGGAUUUGUUCGUUCUUGGACAGAUCGAGACGAAGGAAGCGGUAGCAAACUUGGAGGAGAUCGCGCAGGUUGAGGGGCUCGAUAUUCUCUUUAUCGGACCAUUCGAUCUUGCACUUAACCUGGGCGUCAACUUUGGUGGUGACGCACAUGAAGAGGCGAUCCAGAAAGUAUUGACGAUCUCGCACAAAUAUGGAAAGAAAGCUGCUAUUUACUGUACCAAUGGUGAUCAAGCUCGCCAUCGCGCCGAGCAAGGCUUUGAUAUGAUCAGUGUUGCAACCGACGUUGACGUGCUUGCACAGACGUACGCCGCAUAUAUGCGUGCUGCAACAGGGCAAAGCACACAGGUUGGAAGCGGUUACUCGACGAAGUGAAUUGAUUUAUGUUUGGAUUUCGCCUUGCUUACCUAGAAAGCGGUAAAUUUGGCGUGAAGUACAAAUUAUGACAGAUGAAAGGUUGAUAGGGUAAAGGAAAGAGGGAAUGGAAGAUCUUGCUUUCUGUUGUAUUGCAUUGAAAGAGAUUGAACAACAGAGAUUUCUUACUCACAACACUGUCAGU
Fomitiporia mediterranea MF3/22 is the source of this 1264-nucleotide messenger RNA. Its product is annotated as Phosphoenolpyruvate/pyruvate domain-containing protein. Lineage: Eukaryota; Fungi; Basidiomycota; Agaricomycetes; Hymenochaetales; Hymenochaetaceae. The transcript is spliced from 6 exons. Gene Ontology annotation, cellular component: cytoplasm. The coding region runs from base 280 to 1080 and encodes 266 amino acids. The record is from RefSeq and is a predicted model, not a curated record. Gene Ontology annotation, molecular function: aldehyde-lyase activity.